AUAGCUCCAAGGUUGAAAGCUCGCAUUGAAAUUCCUCUAGCUCCUCUCACCUCCACUUCAAUUUCUCUCUUUUGUGCAUCAGCCUUCAGGUGCAGUAGUUUCACGCUCCGCCCUGUUCCCUCCUUGUCCAUUCUGUUUAUCUCACAUACAGGUGUCCCUUAGAUUUGAGCGGGGACGAGCGCUCUGCUCUUUGCUCAGCUCGCGCAAUGGAGGCGGAUGAUGAGUAUCUAUCAGAGGAGGACGAAGACUAUGACCCAGAAGCUGGCAGCCGAAAGAAGGGUCAGAAGAGGAAAUCGAAGGAGUCUGUGGUCGAGCAAGCAGAGCUCCCUGGUGCACCAGGGGGACGAAACGGGGGCCAAAAUGCAGGAGAAGCAGACCCCCUGGCGGAGUUGAAAGAGCGGUCCAAAAAAGCAAAAGUAGAAGCGGCGUGGGCGCUGUUGAAUGCUCCAAAGGCAGUGGUCAAGAGCACGUCAAAUGGGUUACCGGGGGUGGUUAAGAAGGAGCAGCAAGGUGGCGCCAAGAGCAUCCCAGAGUGGAUGAUCAGUUUAGGGUUAGCAAAACCAGGUGCAAAGAAUGGAAGAACAGGGCUGGCUACGAGGGUUGCAGAUGGGGCCGCAGGGCAGGUCACUGGGGGCCAAGAAGAGAAGGCUGAAUCUAAGGAUGGUGAAGAUUUGAGAGCCCGGGAAGAGGCGCGGGCCAUCGCUGCGGCAGCGAUUGCGGCUGCCCGAGCGGCUCAGGUGGGGACAGACCUCGAGGGCCGUCCACAAGUAACGGAAGUGCGUGACUUUGCAGGAGAAAAAGUAGAAGUAACUCGGACUGUAGACCCAAACGCAGCUGCCAAACGGAAGGAAAAAGCAGUGAGCGGCUUAGAUGCGCUCAUACAACAAAUAGAGAAAAAGAAGAAGAUGAACGUUCUCGACAAGAGCCGCAAGGACUGGGGCGAGUACAAGGACGAGCAAGGGGUAACCGACCAACUAGAAGAGUACAAAAAGAGCAACGACAAGUACCUCGACAAAGUUGCAUUCUUGCAACGAGCGGAGUUGCGAGAGUACGAGGUAGAACGAGAUAAGAAGCUAUCUGCAGCCAGAAAGAAACCCACGGGCUGACCUCGUCUAGUCCGCGAUGACGUUUAUCAUAAACUGGAAUGGGGGGCUCUUCAUAUGUUGCAGCUUGCGUCUCCUCGAGCAAACCCAUUGACACGAAAGGCAGUUGUCAGCACUUCAUCUGGUAGCUCUGCAACCAAACCACGCCUUCAAAGGUUGGCUGCUCUGGAUCCAAUUGCUGAUGGUAACCUUUC
This is a messenger RNA of Klebsormidium nitens, 1297 nucleotides long. The record is from the annotation of a GenBank genome assembly. NCBI's taxonomy places the organism in Eukaryota, Viridiplantae, Streptophyta, Klebsormidiophyceae, Klebsormidiales, Klebsormidiaceae.